AUGUGUAAGCGUAGAAUAGAACGAUCAACGAACACACUAACAAAUUUAAACUUUCUUGACGAAUUACUGCAGAGGCUACUACACGCUAAUCUCGACAUGCUUGGACUCAGCCCUGACAAUGGUAACACUGCCUUACACGAGAUUGUUAGAAGAAUACGUACCGAGCCGGGGCUGCAAGAGAAGAUUCUCAGAACAUUUCUUGAUGGACACUCGGACGGCUGCAGUCUCCAGAAUUUAUAUCGUGAGACUCCGCUACACACAGCUAUAUCUCCGGGUGAAGCGGAACUGGCUCGACUUCUCAUCAAUGCAAAGGCUGGUCUGAGCCUACGCGACAAUCUCGAAAGGACCCCACUAGAUCUUGCGAAAGAGUUAGACUCAGCGGAGAUUGUGGCUACUAUUCACGAAAACAUGGGGAAAGAACAUGUAGAUAGGUAG
Aureobasidium subglaciale EXF-2481 is the source of this 435-nucleotide messenger RNA. RefSeq lists its product as uncharacterized. The coding region runs from base 1 to 435 and encodes 144 amino acids. The transcript has a single exon. The record is from RefSeq and is a predicted model, not a curated record. Gene Ontology annotation, molecular function: protein binding. NCBI's taxonomy places the organism in Eukaryota, Fungi, Ascomycota, Dothideomycetes, Dothideales, Saccotheciaceae.